This is a messenger RNA of Cuscuta europaea, 1169 nucleotides long. The record is from the annotation of a GenBank genome assembly. Lineage: Eukaryota; Viridiplantae; Streptophyta; Magnoliopsida; Solanales; Convolvulaceae.
UUGUAACCAUUCCAAUAGAUAUAGGCAGUGUCAUCAAAUGUCAGGUUCAAAAGCUGGCAAAGGUGAUGAUGGUAUUACAAGUAAAAGGAGACGGAAUCUUCCCUCAUGGAUGGGAUCAAGGCAAGACACGAGUACUACUGAUGGAAGUGAAACGCACUCCAAUUCGGGCACCUCAAACUUCUCAAAACUCAUGGAGGGUGUUGUGUUUGUGUUAUCUGGCAUUGUUAACCCUGAGCGUGGCACACUGAGGUCUCAAGCGUUGGAAAUGGGAGCUGAAUAUCAACCAGAUUGGAAUUCGAAUUGCACCCUUUUGGUUUGUGCAUUUCCAAACACUCCAAAGUUCCGGCAAGUUGCGGCAGAUCUUGGGACCAUUGUUUCCAAGGAUUGGAUAGCAGAAUGUUAUAAACAACGACAACUCAUUGAUAUCGAGCCUUACCUUAUGCAUGCUGGUAAACCAUGGAGGAUGCUAAGUGUUUGCAAAGAUAAAAGGUCACUGCACUCAAGAGAAUCUCAAGAAAAAGCAGAAAACUCACGCUCAGACUUGACUUCCCGUACACCAUCUAAGGGUAUGUGCCCCAACAGUUUCAAAGAAUUUUUCUCUUCUUCUGAAGUGAAACAAUGGGCCACUGAAGAUCUUCAGAGAACUAUUUCAUGGCUAGAAAGUCAAGAUGAGAAGCCAGAGCCAACUGAAAUUAAGAAAAUAGCUGCGGAGGGGACCUUAACCUGUUUACAGGAUACCAUAGAUUCUCUAAAGCAUGGGAAGGAUGUAAAGCAAAUAAUGGAGCAAUGGGCAUGCAUCCCGCACGCAGUUGAGGAGCUGCUAAAAGUUCAAGGCAAUGAUGUAACUAGGGUAUGGAAGCAAGCUGAACUCUGUAAACAAAUUUAUGAGCUAGAAUUCAGGAGCAUAGAUCAGACACAACUCAACACAACAAAUUCUGAUAGUGAUGAGGCAACAAUCGAGAUGACAGAAGAUGAAAUUGACCAGGCUUAUGAUUCUGUGUGUUCUACCGUUGCAAAGUUUUAGUCUGAUCAUCCAUCUUUUGCUUUGUGAUGAAUUUUGAUGGAACUGUUGCUUUCUACUGUCUAUAUUGUGACCGACUAUGUUGAAUGAACUAGUUUUUUACCCCACACAAAAUUAUAUAAUAUUCCGUAUUAAACUUAGGGAAAAA